Messenger RNA from Sebastes umbrosus (honeycomb rockfish), 3688 nucleotides. Its product is annotated as zinc finger and BTB domain-containing protein 12-like. The record is from RefSeq and is a predicted model, not a curated record. The coding region runs from base 355 to 2061 and encodes 568 amino acids. Gene Ontology annotation, molecular function: protein binding; DNA-binding transcription factor activity, RNA polymerase II-specific; RNA polymerase II cis-regulatory region sequence-specific DNA binding. The transcript is spliced from 5 exons. Lineage: Eukaryota; Metazoa; Chordata; Actinopteri; Perciformes; Sebastidae. Gene Ontology annotation, biological process: regulation of transcription by RNA polymerase II.
CCCCCCGUGUGUCCACUGAUUUAACAACAAACUGAUCAGGAGUCAGUGAGCGUCGUCUUCUUUUACCGCUAAGCUUCCAACGAAAACCGACUCAAAGUCAGUUUAUAGCGGCGAGAGAGGGCCAGCCGGUUUGUGUUUGUUGUCACGAGAUAUGCACUUCCUCCUAAAAAACAAGAGGGCCAAAAGUAAACAGUUAGUAACGUUAGCUAGUGGCAGUUGGGAUGAGGAAACACAGCCGGCUAGCUUAACUCACAGCAACUGAACCACCGGUUGUCCUGGUGAUACAAACCCACAUUUGUGUUUCUUAGAAAACACAUAAGACAUUCAACUAAAGGGAAAAGCAGAGGAGCCAAGAUGGAGAUGCUGUGUUUCCGGUUGCCAGGCCACGGGGACACAACCCUGAAGCACAUGAAUUCGCUGAGGUCCCGCCAGCACUUCUGUGACAUCACCAUCAUGGUCAGCGACAACCAGACAUUCAGGGGACAUAAGGUGGUGCUGGCUGCCUGCUCGCCCUUCUUGAGGGACCAGUUCCUCCUCAACCCGUCCCCCAAGCUUCAGGUGUCGAUGCUCUACAGCUCCACAGUGGUGUGCGGUCUGCUUCAGUCUUGUUAUACUGGCGUCCUGCAGUUUAACCCAGAGGAGAUUGUCAACUACCUGACCGCUGCCAGCUACCUACAGAUGGAGCAUAUUGUGGAGCGCUGCCGAGGAGCACUGAAGAAGUAUGUGCAGCUAAAAAACCCCAGUCCACUGAAGAUGACUACAGAGGAGAACCAGGCUCGACUGAUGAUCGUCAGCGAAAGCGUUCACUCCGUUGCGUCUCCUCCCACCAGCCGACCCUCCCCUGUGCACUCACACAGUCCUGCACCACGCUCAGUGGAGGAGAACAGCGGCGACAUGUCGGCUCAGGGCAGCAGUCAACACCACGAUGGCAGUCCCAUGCUGGAUGAGCCAUGCAUUAAGGUCAAUGCAUCAGACGAGGAGGAAGCGACCAGACAGGAGGACUACGAUGUGUUCAGAGUGUACAUCUCUGAAGAAGAGCAAAUGAACAGAGAGAGGGAGGAGGAGAGAGGAGCUCCUUCCGAUGGAGCUCAAGAUGCGUGUUACCCAGAGACGGAUGGUGUCGUGAUGGGAGGAGUAGGGAGUGAAUAUGACUUGAAUGCAGCAGAAGAAGACCUCGGUAUGGGGGGACUUACAGUGGAGGCGCUCCGUGCUUUGAGGCGCAGGCUGCCUGACCCCAAAACUGCCCGGGGCAGAGGGAGAGGCAGGGGACGGGGUUUUAAGAGGAGAAGGUGGGCGACAUCGCAGGAGAAAAGACCUACAGGUGUGGGUCACCAGGAUUUGUGGUACCUAACAACUGCAGGGAUGGGAGGGGGUUUCGGCUUGGACUACAGCCAGGAAGGACUUAAGACGGGGAAUUACGUCCCAGUUGAACUCCAGCAGUUAGACUUCGGCAUGGGCGAAGGGCAGGGAGAUAAGGUCUCUCCAAUGGCGGCCAACAUUGUGACCCAGUACGCCUUGGAGGAGUCUGGUGCGGGUGAGGGGAGUUCAGGGAUGACGACUGUCGGAACAAACGAGGGAGGGGAUGAGUCCGUUGCAGUGGUGGGAUCCACUUCGAGCGUGACCGGGCCUGUGAUCUGCGAGCACUGCGGCUUGACGUUCCCCUCGGCCCACUCCCUCGCCAUCCACUCCCGCUCCACUCACCUGCUAUACGCCUGUCCCUGCUGCGGCAAACACUUCCACCACUCCGCCAACCUCACCAGACACAUGGCCGUGCACCGAGGCGCCGGCAAGACCCACCAGUGCCCCCUGUGCUACAAGACUUUCACCCAGAAAUCCACACUGAUAGACCACAUGAACCUCCACAGUGGCGAGCGGCCGCACCACUGCGCGUACUGCCACGCCCGCUUUGCCCACAAGCCCGCCUUACGACGCCACCUGAAGGAGCAACAUGGGAAAACCACGGGGCAGAACUCUCUACAUGAGCAGGAGGAGAGGGAGAGGGCCGCUGGAAGAAUACGAGAGGAAGAGCAGGAAUGUCUGGUUACUGAACAAGUGUCGUAGGUCAAAGCUUUAAAGACAGUCGAGUGUCUAAAUACCUGAAGCUCCUCAGGUUCGGCAGCUCACUGCAGUCUGUGAGGUCACGACCCCCAUGUGAAUAUUAAAGGUACAGUGUGUAGGAUUUGGUGGCAUCUAGCGGUAUGGUUGCAGUUCGAAACCAACUGAAUACCCCUCCGCUCACUCCUUCCUUUCCAAGACUGCGGUAACGUGAUCCACAAAGUGCAAAACCGUGGUAACGCCGUUCGCCUCUCUCAGCGACCAUCCUUACCAUAAUAACACUACUUUAAUAGCAAGGAAAGUCAGACGGCGACUGGCGGUACCACAGUUUUGCACUCUACGGCUCACGUUACCACAGUUUCACAAGCGUGUCGGAGAACUACGGUGGCCUUAAGGGAAACGUAAAAAAACAAAAGGUUCUCUCUAGAGCCAAUGUUUGGUUUGUCGGUUCUGGGCUACUGUAGAAACAUGAAAAGGCAACAUGGCAGACUCCAUGAAGAGGACUCGUUCCCUAUGUAGAUGUGAAGGGCUCAUUUUAACACCUCGUUUACACAGUUUUUUGUCCGUAAAUCUGUAUAGUAUACAAUAUAAAAAUAUAAAAAUUUAUCUCUUUACGAGUGGAUAGAAACACCACCGCAGAUAUGGGAGAGAAGUUACUACAUCGAUAUAAAACAGUGUUUAUAUAUCUAAGAGUUAUUGUCUAGACAAGUCAAAUUAAUCUUUUUAUAGUAAGUGAAAAGUUCGACAGCAUAUUUAGCUAACAGUGACAGCAUGUUAGAUGUGUAACAGAGUGCAUAUAGUUGCUCAUACUGUACGUCUUUUAACAAAAUGGUUCAUAAAAUUGCUAAAUAUGCCAGUGAACAUUUCAUCAAUCAGUUUAUUAAUUUGCUAAUUUGGCACACAGUGCAUACAGUCUUUCUGUAAUCUGUCACAAAAGUUAAUUUUUUUUCCUCAACGUACUCAAGGAAAGAGGAGUUUGGCAAACAUAUCCGAGAUCACGGAGGUUCCCAUAGGAAGGAAUGAACUUCCGGUUGACUCUCAUACGUACACAGACAGAACUACAUGGAAACAAACUGCUAUAGAUCCGAAAUGCUACACACUGUACCUUUGACUAUGAGGCCUUUUAAAAUGUAAGACUGUGAAAAUAGGAGUCCUUUCAUAGGAAAUAUGUUUCAAAUUUGCAUAAAAAUAUACCUACCAAGGGAUGGAUGUGGGUAGAAAUUACUGAACGGUCCUCCUCCCUCUCACACUGAGACAAGAGGCCUGUUUCAUAGCACAGGUAUUACUAAUAACAUUAACGACAGCUCUGUUGUGUUUAAAGUCCCAGUGAUCUGUGACGGAGAGGCAGCACGCACGAUACCAGGACCCGGAAACUAAAGCAGCUAAAUGGAACUGUAAUUUUCAUACUGUGACGUGUCAAAGUGUCCUCACUGACAAAAGUCCUAUUGAUUCUCAUGUCUCCUAGAAUAGUUUUAUUAAUUUGACUCAGAACUGUGAUGUUAGACUUGAAUAUAUGUAAAACAUGUUCAGUAUGUUGACUGGCCACGGUUCAAAGAAAAGAUGAUGUAUGUGUGUGUAAAUAAAAUAAUUAGAAAGUGUCCUCUCAGUUUCAUAUAAACACUAGUCAGUUGUG